CCCCUUCAGCCCUAGGUGGCUGGCGGCGCCGGAAGUGCUUGCUCUUCUUGCGUGCUCCCGCCCCGGCCCGGAAGUAUUUUUUCGGGAAGAUGGCGGCAGUGUCAGUGUACGAGCCACCGGUUGGAGGUUUCUCUUUCGAUAACUGCCGCAGAAAUGCCAUCUUGGAAGCCGAUUUUGCAAAGAAAGGGCACAAGCUUCCAACGGCCCGGAAAACUGGGACGACCAUCGCAGGGGUGGUCUAUAAGGAUGGCAUAGUUCUUGGAGCAGAUACAAGGGCAACUGAAGGGAUGGUUGUUGCUGACAAGAACUGUUCAAAAAUACACUUCAUAUCUCCUAACAUUUAUUGUUGUGGUGCUGGGACAGCUGCGGACACAGACAUGACAACCCAGCUCAUUUCUUCCAACUUGGAGCUCCACUCCCUUUCCACUGGCCGCCUUCCCAGAGUUGUGACGGCCAAUCGGAUGUUGAAGCAGAUGCUUUUCAGGUAUCAAGGUUACAUUGGUGCAGCCCUAGUUUUGGGGGGAGUAGAUGUUACUGGACCUCACCUCUACAGCAUCUAUCCUCAUGGAUCAACUGAUAAGUUGCCUUAUGUCACCAUGGGUUCUGGCUCCUUGGCAGCGAUGGCUGUGUUUGAAGAUAAAUUUAGGCCAGAUAUGGAGGAGGAGGGAGCCAAGAAGCUGGUGAGUGAAGCCAUAGCAGCUGGCAUCUUCAAUGACCUGGGGUCUGGAAGUAACAUUGAUCUCUGUGUCAUCAGCAAGAGCAAGCUGGAUUUUCUCCGCCCGUACUCAGUGCCCAACAAGAAGGGGACCAGGUCUGGCCGGUACAGGUGUGAGAAAGGGACCACUGCAGUCCUCACUGAAAAAGUCACUACCCUGGAGAUCGAGGUGCUAGAAGAAACAGUCCAAACAAUGGACACGUCCUGAAUGGUGGUGGCGGGUGGCUGGUCAUUGCUCUAGAAGACUGGGCGCGGUGGAGGCUCCCCUGUAAGACAUUCGGCCAGUGUUUGCUGAGUGAACCCAAUAAAAAAAUGAAAACCACAUUAAGUGGCUGAAGUCUGA
Molecule: messenger RNA, 1058 nt
Organism: Hippopotamus amphibius kiboko
Lineage: Eukaryota; Metazoa; Chordata; Mammalia; Artiodactyla; Hippopotamidae
Gene: PSMB7
Product: proteasome 20S subunit beta 7
Exons: 8
Coding region: 90-923 (277 amino acids)
Cellular component (GO): proteasome core complex
Molecular function (GO): threonine-type endopeptidase activity
Source: RefSeq, a predicted model, not a curated record